AUGGACAAUAUUUCGAAUACGGAAUGGAUGUUACUGAUCGCGCUGAUGAUACAUUUAACGAUGGCGCCAUGCACGAAGGUCGAAGAGAGCUUCAAUGUUCAAGCAGUACACGAUCUUUUAUUCCAUCAAAUGAACACUUCACAGUAUGAUCAUCACCAAUUCCCGGGCGUUGUACCAAGAACAUUCACGGGUUCGAUCGCGUUAAGUGCUCUUAUCUAUCCGUUUGCGAAACUAAUGCUGUGGUAUGAUGUACCUAAGUAUUGGAUUCUUUAUGCAGCACGUCUUUUGCUUGGUAUGACUGUUUUGCUGAGUUUUGGAAAUUUUGCACGAUGUGUGCAGAAGCAUUAUGGUCAACACACGGCUCACUUCUUGAGGCUGAUAACUGUUUCUCAGUUCCACUUUUUAUUUUAUGCGUCAAGACCGUUGCCAAACACAUUCGCUUUGAUUGGAGUUUUGAUUUUUCUCAGUGUUGUGGGUCUACCAAUUAUGGCUCNGCGUGUGGCAACCGUAUUCGCCGCACUGUUUCGAUGUGAGCUCAUCGUUCUAUUUGCGCCAAUAUUCAUCGUACCAUUGUUGAAUGGUGCUUUACCCAUACUCGGACGAAAAGGUGCUCUCUACAACGGGAUUUUGGCGCUUUCGGCCGCCCUAGGUAAAUCAAUUUUUUCAAUUACGAUACCAGUCGAUUCACUUCUAUGGAGGCGCUGGCUUUGGCCUGAAGGCGAAGUCUGGUGGUUCAACGUUAUGUUGAACAGGAGCAGCGAAUACGGGGUGAUGCCGUUCCUUUGGUAUUUCUAUUCAGUUUUACCCCGAGCACUUUUGUUAUCAUUACUGCUGGUGCCAGUUGGCCUUAUUGUUGAACGACGAUUGCUCGGAAUCACCGUACCAAUAAUUUUCUAUAUAGUCGCAUAUUCGUUUCUACCGCAUAAAGAACUUCGCUUCGUCAUUUACACAUUUCCAAUACUGAACAUCCCUGCUGCAGCGUUUUGUGCACGAUUGUAA
Anisakis simplex (herring worm) is the source of this 999-nucleotide messenger RNA. NCBI's taxonomy places the organism in Eukaryota, Metazoa, Nematoda, Chromadorea, Rhabditida, Anisakidae. The record is from the annotation of a GenBank genome assembly.